Penaeus chinensis is the source of this 1755-nucleotide messenger RNA. RefSeq names its product leucine-rich repeat-containing protein 24-like. The coding region runs from base 1 to 1755 and encodes 584 amino acids. Gene Ontology annotation, molecular function: protein binding. The record is from RefSeq and is a predicted model, not a curated record. NCBI's taxonomy places the organism in Eukaryota, Metazoa, Arthropoda, Malacostraca, Decapoda, Penaeidae. The transcript has a single exon.
AUGCCCAAUGAAUCUCAAGUUUUAGUAUUGGCGGUUGUAUGGGCAUGGGUUGCUACCACAGCUUCUACAGGAUGCCCAAAAAUUUGCGAAUGUAAAUGGCGGGACGGAAGAGAGAUGGUCGUUUGCCAAAAAGCCAACUUUAUAGACGUACCUCGAGGGCUGGAGUCAACAACUCAAGUGCUUGAUCUUCGACACAACAACUUGAGAAUUCUUCCGCGAGAUUCCUUUGCUUAUAGCGGCCUGUUGAACCUGCAGAAAUUGUGGCUAAAUUUCUGCAAUAUAAUGUGGGUUGAAAAAGGAGCUUUUCGGGAGUUAACCCACGUGAAAGAACUAGACUUAAGCAACAAUUUCUUACGGGAUGUGCCAUCUGGCGCCCUUGCAGACAUCGCCAGUCUCCGUGAGCUACGACUUGCACACAAUUAUCUAACUGUCCUUUCCGCCACUGCCUUCCUAUUUUCGCUUGACCUGGUUGAACUCGACAUAAGUUAUAAUAAGAUAAGCAAAAUCGAAGAAAGGGCUUUAAGAGUUCUCGGAAACCUAGAGAUCCUGAAUGUGGCAGGUAAUAAAAUUACUUUUCUAAAUUCUACUGAGCUAAGACCCCUUCAGGUUUUGCGUGUAAUUGGGAUUGAUGACAACCCUUGGGAUUGUGACUGCCGUCUUCAGCAACUCAGCCACUGGAUGCGUGAGCGGAAACUGACAGCGUCGACGCCUCCUUCGUGUUCACACCCAAGCUGGCUCUACGGGCGAGACUGGCAGGCGCUUGAUGACAAGCACUUCCUCUGCGGCCCGCAUACAAUGGCUGCCACCCCAAGAAUCUUAGCAACAGACAGAGAUAAUGUCACACUUAUGUGCAGAGUCGAGUCGGAAGUAGAAGUAAUUAUCACCUGGCUAGUUGACGAAACACCGAUACUUAACACAAAUAUGACACACCGUUAUAAAGUGAAACAAUCAGGAGAUCCCGAUCGCCAGCUCUAUGUGUCAAAUUUUACAAUACUCAGUGUCGUGAGAGAGGAUCAGGGAAUAUAUCGUUGCUUGGCAGAAAACAGAGCAGGAACCAGUGUAACUGAUAUAAUGUUACAAGUGUCACAUGAAGUUGUUGAAGUGCGCAGUGAAAAUGUUGAACAACUCUUCAUGAGGCGUGGUUUGCUUGGAGCAGUAUCAAUAGUUCUGUUUUUGGUGUUCUUCACAUGUAGUGUGAUGUACUGUAAAGCAAAGGAUAUUAGGUUACAAGUAUCUGAAGACAACAGUCUAAGGACAACAAAGUUAACCAAGAAUUUACACGAGAAAUUAGGGGAGUAUAAUGCAGGCCAUGAUAGUAACAGCAACAUACAAACGCACGACACACAAUCAUGGGUAAUCUGUGAUUCGCCUGGUGAAAAUGUUCAAACUAGUGACCUUACUAUGAAAUCUGGUCAAGAGCCCAACAAAAGUUCUCCUAAACAGCCUCUAUUAAUCGGCGCAGCAACAUCUCGUGUUGAAAUAAAAAAACAAGAAGAAACUGACACUCAUACUAACACAGAAUAUGAGAUGUAUCCAGAAAGAUUCAAUGAGGAAAAUGUGCUCUAUAAGGAAAUCAAUCGCCACCCCUCUUAUUCUUCGCUAGGUAACAGUCUCCACUUCCCAGAUUUACUAGAUCUUCCUAAAUCGCAUCUCUCUGACCUUACGGAACCACAGAAGUGCGAGCCGGUUCAACGUCCAGAUGAAAAGCUGUUGCUGGGUACCCACAGAUCAUGCAUCUCUUCAAGGAGACUGUAA